AUCCCCGGGGACAUGGGGUGACCUCGGGGGGACGGGGGGGUCUUGCAGGCAAAAUGUGCGACAAGCCGGACCUCUCGGAGGUGGAGAAAUUCGACAAGAAGAAGCUGAAAAAGACCAACACGGAGGAGAAGAACACGCUGCCCUCCAAGGAGACUAUUGAGCAGGAGAAGGAAUGUGUGAAGUCUUCCUAGAGCGAGAUGGCCUGGCAGGAAGAGCUACCACUUGAUUUAUUUUUUUUUUUUUCUGCUUUGAAUUAAAUCAUGUGUUGUGGUUUUGGUUUUUUUAAAAAAAAAAAAAUUUCCAUCAUGUACGUGUAUAGAAAACAGCUGCAUCACCUCACCCGCUGUCCCACCUUGCUGGCAGCUUUGGCGGGUGGGGGGGUAACAAAGGGUGGCCCUCACAGUCCCAUCAAUGGCCUGACCCAACCCUGUCUCUGCCACUCGGUCGACUCCCCGUUGAUCCUGCUCUGAUCUUGCCCCAACGCCGUGGGGAGAUGAGCAAGGGCUACGGAGGCUCCUGGGGACAGACCCCUUCUGCCUGGGGGAGUGGGGACCCUUUCUGGCCUGACCUGGGGCUGUCUCUCAUGUUCUUCACUGAUGGUGUUCUGUAGCCUCACAGGUUGUGUUUUGGGUUUUUUUUUGUCUUCCUUGGGGGAAAAAAAUGAGAAGUUUAUUAUAAAAUAAAAAAUGUUAACGACCUA
This is a messenger RNA of Calidris pugnax (ruff), 700 nucleotides long. It is a transcript of the gene TMSB15B, whose product is annotated as thymosin beta 15B. The record is from RefSeq and is a predicted model, not a curated record. Gene Ontology annotation, biological process: regulation of cell migration; actin filament organization. Bases 54 to 191 code for a protein of 45 amino acids. The transcript has 2 exons. NCBI's taxonomy places the organism in Eukaryota, Metazoa, Chordata, Aves, Charadriiformes, Scolopacidae. Gene Ontology annotation, cellular component: cytoplasm. Gene Ontology annotation, molecular function: actin monomer binding.